UUCCAUCUGAUAAUUGACUCAAAGAACAGUCAGGGGAAGCCAACCACACCUAAGGCAAGUGACAAAGACUUUGCAGGAUCUUUUCAUUGACAGGUGAUCAAAAGGACUAUUUUAUCCAUUUUUUGUUAUUGUUGUUGUCCACAAAACAGAGGAAUUCGGCAAAUUUUCUCCCCCUUCAGGAGUUUGGUAGGGAAGGGAAACGGGAAGAGACAUGGGCAGUGGAGCAAGUGCUGAGGACAAGGAAAUGGCCAAAAGGUCCAAAGAGCUGGAAAAGCAGCUACAGGAAGAUGCAGAUAAGGAGGCAAGAACCGUCAAGCUGCUGCUGCUGGGUGCUGGCGAAUCAGGCAAAAGCACCAUUGUAAAGCAAAUGAAAAUUCUCCAUCAAGGUGGCUACACUAAGGAAGAACAAAUUGCAUUUAAAGCCAUCAUCUAUGGUAAUAUCCUACAGUCUGCACUAGCACUCAUCAGAGGCAUGGAAAUGCUUGGCAUUAACUAUGGAUCACCAGCAUCACAGGAAGACGGUCAGAAACUGCAAAACUUAGCAGACUCAACUGAGGAUGGCACAAUGCCCAAGGAGUUAGCAGAUGUCAUUAAAAGUCUGUGGAAGGACACAGGGGUGCAGGCUGCCUAUGAGAGAGCAGCUGAGUAUCAGCUUAACGACUCUGCUGGCUAUUACCUGAGUGACAUGGACAGAAUCUGUGGUGCUGAUUACGUCCCAACAGAACAGGAUGUACUGAGGUCUAGAGUCAAAACCACUGGUAUCAUUGAAGAACAGUUUUCCUGCAAAGAGCUUCACUUUAGGAUGUUCGAUGUGGGGGGCCAAAGGUCAGAGAGGAAAAAAUGGAUCCACUGUUUUGAGGGAGUGACCUGCAUUAUCUUCUGUGGAGCGCUGAGCGCAUACGACAUGGUGUUGGUAGAGGAUGAUGAAGUGAAUCGUAUGCAUGAAAGUCUUCAUCUAUUCAACAGCAUCUGCAACCACAGGUUCUUCGCAAAAACUUCUAUCGUGCUUUUCCUCAACAAGAAAGACCUCUUUGAGGUGAAGAUCCAGAAAGUUCACCUCAGCAUCUGCUUUCCUGAAUAUAAUGGUUCAAACACAUAUGAUGACGCCAGCCUUUACAUCAAGAAACAGUUUGAGGAGUUGAACAUGAAAAAAGGCGAAAAAGAAAUCUACUCACACAUGACCUGUGCCACCGACACAAAAAACGUGGAAAUCGUGUUCAAUGCUGUGACAGACAUCAUCAUCAAAGAAAACCUUAAGGAUUGUGGUCUGUUCUAAAACAAAUGACCACGUUUCUCAGAAAGUUUGCCUCAUCACCUACACAUGAUUCUGAAGACUCAGAGAAUGCAUGAUGAUAAUCACUACUGCGAGAAAGGUCAGAUGCCCUUCAUAAAUAAUCAGCAUACUGGACAUUGAAGGCUGCACCUAAAGGCAAGAUUCCAGUCUUCCCAGUAUAAAGCUAAAUGUGAUGCAAUCAGUUUUAGAACUUCUAUUUUUAAGGAAAGAAAAUGUGCUGUUUUCAGGUUGAAGUUGCUGGUACACACUGGGAAGAGAUUUAUUUUCUCUUCGAUUUAAAAGGCUAAUUCAGUAGUUAAACACCGAUAACACUUUGAUUAGAAAUGUAAUUAAUUUGGUUUAUGUACAGUGUAUAGGACUUUCUUGUAAAAGUUUUUUUUUAUGGGAUCAGCAUGCUGUAUAAUGUAUGAACUAAUUAUUCUCCCUAUAGUUCAAAUAUACAGUUGUGUUCAAAAUAAUAGCAGUGUGUUGAAAAAAGUAAGUAAAGCUCCAUAUCCAUAAAAUAACUUUUUAUUUCAAUCACACAAAUGCACUGGACACCCUGCAUGUUUUCUGAAUCACAACAUAAAGAAA
Messenger RNA from Clarias gariepinus (North African catfish), 1867 nucleotides. RefSeq names its product guanine nucleotide binding protein (G protein), alpha transducing activity polypeptide 2 (gene gnat2). Gene Ontology annotation, biological process: adenylate cyclase-modulating G protein-coupled receptor signaling pathway; detection of chemical stimulus involved in sensory perception of bitter taste. The coding region runs from base 212 to 1276 and encodes 354 amino acids. The transcript is spliced from 9 exons. NCBI's taxonomy places the organism in Eukaryota, Metazoa, Chordata, Actinopteri, Siluriformes, Clariidae. Gene Ontology annotation, cellular component: photoreceptor outer segment; heterotrimeric G-protein complex; photoreceptor inner segment. Gene Ontology annotation, molecular function: G protein-coupled receptor binding; GTP binding; GTPase activity. The record is from RefSeq and is a predicted model, not a curated record.